Protopolystoma xenopodis is the source of this 937-nucleotide messenger RNA. The record is from the annotation of a GenBank genome assembly. Lineage: Eukaryota; Metazoa; Platyhelminthes; Monogenea; Polystomatidea; Polystomatidae.
ACAGGCUCCAUUCCCCAAUGACCCCAGGAGGACACCGUCUGUGCAACGGCCGAGUGGCAAAACGCCCCUAUCUUCCUGUACCGGACUGGUCUCACCAAGCCGCCCAGAACAAUUUGAACUUACCAUUAACUCUACAGUAGCCACAACACCUGCUACUGUAGUCCACCCGGCUCACUCAGUCUGCAGUCCUCCGGCAUCGGAUCCUCUCUCUAACCUUGCCCUAUUGCCUGUGGUCAACCAUCACGCCCCGCCACUGGCUGAAAUCCCCUGGAGGCUAAUUUCUUUGGAAGCGAUAUUCAAAAUCCCUUAUCAACUAAUGCAACUACAGGUGGAGGAUCUCCCACACCGCUUCGAUGAUCCUCGUCUGCGAGGCCACUUAACGGCUGCUGCAUUACGUCCGCUACCUCUUUCCUCUGUAAUUCUUGGCACUACCCAAACUACUACGGUUGUAAACACCACUCCAAGUGGCACAUUUGGCAUCAGUCCCCCUCCGGAAAUUGGGCUUGGAGAAAAUCUUUCGAGCUGCAUUGACUUAACUAUCUCGAAUUCGAUAGCUGGUGACCCUCGGGUAAAAAAAGCAUCAAAAUAUGAUGCUACCGAGCUCAAUGCAUCUGGUGAAACGUUUAGCGACCCUUUGCCCGUGCAGAUUGGGCCUACCUCUGAAUUUGCUCUUCCAAAUGACAGACAACUACAACAACAAACUCUCAAAAAUCGACAGGAGCAGAUGCCACUUACUCGGAUAGAUUGUCAGGAGCACCUUGAACCUCGCAUUGCUCAGCACCAGGUCCCGCUUUCCGCCCACACGGAAAUCUUACAGUCAUCUCCAUAUCCCACCACUCAGCCUACUGGCAAUGAGUCUCGGAGACCCUUUAAGCUUCAGCUAAACGAGAUGGCUAAUGUAUUUCCGGGCGCUCUCAAAAGGUCUGUCAUCAAAACG